Messenger RNA from Linum tenue, 2756 nucleotides. NCBI's taxonomy places the organism in Eukaryota, Viridiplantae, Streptophyta, Magnoliopsida, Malpighiales, Linaceae. The record is from the annotation of a GenBank genome assembly.
AUAAAAUAAAAAAAAUAUGUUGCCAUACAUACUGAUUACUGAGGACAAAAGAAAGAAAAAGCAAAAGGCCACCGUGGCAGUAAGCAACAAGAAGGAUUAUGAGAAUGGAGCUCAAAAACAGGUGAUUGGUCCGAAAUCUAUCCACCGCAUCUCCAAACCAGAUUUCGUCAUCCCACUUGGCUCCCUUCCUAUCCACCUUUAAGAUUCUCCUUCUUUUCUCCCUCCAUCUGUCAUUAUAUCCCACCCAUAAGCCGGUCCAUCUCAAGUCUCAACAGAAACUAAGGAAAAAGGAAAGAAAGAAAGAAAGGGAAAACAGAGUAACCCAGAAGUCGAGCGAGCGAGCGAGCAUCAGGGCCGUGUCUCGUCUGCAACUUCCUUCCUCCCAAUUUCACACAACCAUCCAAUCUUAUCCCUAUGGCUGCAGCAGCUACUUCGGGGGGAACGGUGCUGAACGGGACCCUGGGAUCUUCCUUCCUGUCCGGAAGCAAGAAGACCCAAUCCUUGUUUGCUGUCGCUUCCAGAAUCGGAAACAGUAUUGGCGGAAGGAAGUUGGUCAUUGUAUCCGCCGCUAAGAAAUCUUGGAUCCCUGCCGUCAAAGGCGGCGGCAACCUAGUCGACCCCGAAUGGCUCGAUGGCUCGCUCCCGGGCGACUACGGAUUCGACCCGCUGGGGCUGGGGAAGGACCCGGCUUUCCUGAAGUGGUACAGAGAGGCGGAGCUGAUCCACGGGCGGUGGGCGAUGGCGGCGGUGGUGGGGAUCUUCGUGGGUCAGGCGUGGAGCGGGAUCCCGUGGUUCGAGGCCGGGGCGGCGCCCGGCGCGGUGGCGCCCUUCUCGUUCGGGACGCUGCUGGGGACCCAAUUGCUGCUGAUGGGGUGGGUGGAGAGCAAGCGGUGGGUGGAUUUCUUCAACCCGGACUCGCAGGCGGUGGAGUGGGCGACGCCGUGGUCGAGGACGGCGGAGAACUUCGCCAACGCCACCGGGGAGCAGGGCUACCCGGGCGGCAAGUUCUUCGACCCGCUGGGCUUCGCGGGGACGCUCAGCGACGGCGUCUACGUGGCGGACGCGGAGAAGCUGGAGAGACUGAAGGUGGCGGAGAUUAAGCACGCCAGGCUUGCGAUGAUCGCCAUGCUCAUUUUUUACUUCGAGGCCGGCCAGGGGAAAACCCCUCUCGCCGCUCUGGGCCUUUAGAUAGAGUUUGUUGCCCCCCAUUCUUCCUUCCUCUGUUCGUCCUUUUGGCUGUAGAUAAAUCUGAUGGUUAAUCAAAAUUUUAGCGGGCGGUUCAAAUUAAAAAAAAAAAAAAAAAAAAAAUCAUCAGAGCCCUCCGUCCGUUUCCCUGCACAGAGUCUCGGCACUAGUGGAAGACGGCUGUCUCCAUCGUCUCUGCUACGCUCUCCGCCAUUGUUUGCACCUCAUCAGAAUCUGAAAUCGCUCCCCUUAAUCUCAUAGAAAAGUGAUGGAGUUGGAAUCGAACACGACGGGCCGUGGCGGAGGAGGAGGACGAGGGAUGAGCAAAUCGACGAAGAAGGUCCUCCUGAUAGUGAACUGCAUUCUCCUCUCCCUCGGGAGCGCGUGCGGCCCGCUCGUCCUCCGCCUCUACUUCCUCAAAGGCGGCAAAGGGGUAUGGAUCUCCGCGGGCCUAGAAACCGCGGGCUGGCCGUUCGUCCUCGUGGCCCUCCUGGCCUCCUACCUCUACCGCCGCCGCACAGACGGGCCUGGACCCGAGCCCACCAAGGUCUCGUUCAUAACCUGGCGCCUCUUCCUCGCGUCCGCCGUGCUGGGCCUCCUGACGGGCCUCGAUGACUACCUCUACGCCUCGGGCGUGUCGUACCUGCCCGUGUCCACGUCGUCGCUAAUCAUCGCCUCCCAGCUGGCGUUCACGGCCGUGUUCGCGUUCCUGCUGGUGAAGCAAAAGUUCACGGCCUUCUCCGUCAACGCCGUGUUCCUGCUCUGCCUCGGGGCAGGGGUGUUGGCGAUGCACGCCAGCGGGGACAAGCUGGCCAAUGAGACCAAGGGUCAGUACUUUAUGGGGUUUUUCAUGACCGUGGGCGCCGCCGUGCUCUACGGGUUCGUCCUCCCCGCCAUCGAGCUCACCUACAGCAAGGCACGGCAGAACGUUACUUAUACUCUUGUGAUGGAGAUGCAGAUGGUCAUGUCCCUUUUCGCCACGCUCUUCAACGUCGUCGGCAUGAUCUUCCACCACGAGAUCCAGACAAUGCCGAAAGAAGCAAGCGAGUUCGAGUUGGGAAAAGUGGGAUAUUGCAUGGUGCUGAUAGCAACGGCGCUGGUGUGGCAAUGCUUCUUCGUGGGAGCUGUCGGGGUGGUGUCAUGUGGCUCUUCUCUGCUCUCCGGGGUGCUCAUUGCGACCUUCUUGCCGGUCACUGAGAUUUUGGCGGUCUUCAUCUAUCACGAGCCGUUUGGGGCCGAGAAAGCCAUUGCUCUCGUCCUCUCGAUUUGGGGUUUCAUCUCUUACUUCUAUGGCGAGUACAAACACACCAAAAAAUCAACGCAUACCUCGGAAUGACGAUCGAUCAUCUCUCUUUUUUCUGUAGUUUCAAUUCAUCCAUAUAUGGGCUUUAGAGAGUUAUAGCUAGCUAGUAGACAGCUUCUUCUGCCUCCUAAUCUUGUUCGCUGGGAAGUAAAGGCAAUUAUUAAUUUAGCCUUUAUUACCCAUAAUCUCGCCAUGAAGAUUUUGAGUUGUUGAUUUAGGAGUCUUGAAAAUUUUGAACCAUUUAUCCCUUUUCUUUUUUUUUUCUCGG